AACAAUAUCAGAAAAUUAAAUUUAAACUAAACAAAAUUAUUAAAUAUGUGUACAAUAUACGCCUUUUUAGCAAAUUUUGUGAUUUUAAGCAACCAAUUUCUGAUUGCGCAGACUUUCAAAGGGGAGUUAACAAUAUUUACCAAUAAACCAGAAUACUUUCCGGAUUGUCCUACGGGUGAAAUAAUUUCGUGUAGAUGUGAUGGCAACGUUAAUUGUAUUGCUACCGAUUUAUUUGGUAAUAUUAGUAUAGCUUUCUCUCCUAAAAGCAAAAAAAUGUCAGUGACUUGUUACACAGAAAGCAAAAAUACUGAUUUUCUACUCGAGCAUGACUUUCAGUCAAUUCUUCUUAAAACACGGUUCCUCCUUGUGAAGUAUUGUACAGAUUUUACACCCAUAAAACAUCUGAGUACCCAAGUACUAGAACUUUUGAUAUAUAUUUAUCCACAGAAUAAAGUAACGGUAAUAUUAAACAGAGACAUUGACAACGACAGAGACAUUCGACUAGCUGACCUUUUUCUAGCAACUAAUCUUGAAGUAAUUAUAAAAUUAUCAGCAGACAGUUAUGAUGUCCCGAAGAACUUAUUUCGUGGGUGCUUCGCCUUGCAAACGCUUAGCGUAAAAAAUCUAUAUCAGAACAUGACGCUGCAAAACUUAACUCAAUUGCAUUUUCGAAGAGUUGGUGAGCUCAGGCGACUUGACUUAGCUGGGAAUAAUAUGAAAAUUUUAAACAAAAAUGUCUUUGCAACACUUUCGCGUUUGAAUUUCCUGAACUUGAGCCACAAUGGAAUCGUGGAGUUAUUUCCAAAUCAAUUUGCUAACCUGGGUCAACUGAUAAUACUGGAUCUUAGCUACAAUUCGUUGACAUAUUUAAGGCCUGAACUUUUUGAGCGAACCCCUUUAUUAUGGCAAUUGAAACUCAAAGGCAAUCAGUUGUACGACACAAAAAAUAUUAUACAAGUUCUCAAACCGUUGAAUUUUCUACAUAGGCUAGACUUGAGCGAUAAUAAACUGCGAGCGAUUUGGGGCAGAACAAGUUACGCCAAAGCUUCAGCUACAUUGGCUGCAAAUCUACGUUACAGCAAUAUGUUUAUGACGUUGAAUUUAGCGGAAGGUCUGAAUUAUAUCAGCACUUUGCAACCUAAGAAGCACCACGAAAGCAAGCCGAAGUUAAAAUUUAUAAAUUUAAGCCGCAAUCUUCUGAGCGGGUUUAAUAUGGAUUGGAUUUUUGAAAUCGGCAUUACAUGCCCUUUCAAAAUUAACUUAAAAAAGAAUUUGAUUAAACACGUAUAUGCUUUAUCAAAUUUACUCGGUACAACUAACGACUGUAAAGGCGAAAUCAUAAUGACUGGCAACCAUAUUGAAUGCGAUUGUAAACUAGCAUGGAUUUACAAUAAUAACUAUCGCCGGUUUUUUAGUGAUCUGCAGUGUAAUCAGAAGUCAACCAAACUACUAACGAAUUUCACACAGCUUCAACGGCAUGAGCUGUGUGCUUGGCAACCGGUGCAAUGUUCCAGAAACUGCGUUUGUUCCACAAAAUCUGAAUUGCUGCACAUCAAUUGCAAAGGCGCGCAACUUGAUGUUAUCGAAGAGCUGCCACGUCCCGAGCAGGUAUUGCUCACGACUUCGUUACUCGAUAUUAGCAAUAAUCGUUUCACUAAUCUGCCGCUAAACACCACCUUCGGCUACGCCAACGUUUCACAGCUCUACGCUGCGAACAAUCAAAUCACCAAGAUAAGUCUCUUGGAACUACCAACCGAUUUGACGGUUUUGGAUCUGCGAAAUAAUCGCUUAAAAUCGUUAAGUGCUGAUUUUUUGCGUGUAUUUCUCAAUGAAAGCACGAAACUACAGUCUUUGUAUCUCAGUGCGAACCCUUGGCUUUGCGACUGUGCUUCACAUCAGCUUCUCUACACCGUACGUGUACAUCGGCAACGCAUACCCGAUGUCGAGCAGUUACGCUGUGAUAAUAAACAGAAUGUUACUCUCCUAACAGCAAGUCUGAGCGAAUUGUGCCAAACUGAGGACAACGUUAAACGUUAUCAGUACAUGAUUGCAACUAUCAUAACUGCAGCGUUAAUCAUAAUUAUUUUCCUUCUUAUUAUUGCACUUUUCUUUAAAUAUAAAUUACAAGUUAAAAUCUGGUUAUAUGGUCACAACAUAUUGCGUUGUUGCAUUCGUGAAUACGAGCUGGAUGAGAAUAAAACGUUCGAUGCGUUCAUCUCAUAUGCGCACCAAGAGGCUGACUUUGUCAACCACAUAUUACUGCCACAACUCGAGCACGGCGAACCACCAUUUCGUGUAUGUACGCACGAACGUAAUUGGCUAGCUGGCGCUUAUAUACCUGAACAAAUCAUCGAAUCGGUCGAACAGUCGCGACGCACGAUCAUUGUGCUCUCGCAGCACUUCAUCGUAUCUGAAUGGGCGCGCAUGGAGUUUCGCACAGCGCAUCAGUGCUCGUUGAACGAAGGUCGCGCGCGCAUAAUUAUGAUUAAAUACGGUGAAAUUAUCAACAGUGAGCUAUUGGAUAAGGAAUUGAAGGCAUAUUUGGAUAUGAACACAUACUUGGAUUGGCAAGAUGCCAGAUUUUGGGAUAAACUACGCUAUGCCAUGCCACAUAAAGUGGAUAGGAAACCAAACACCGAUAUGCUUGAAGUUAACGGCAGGAUGUACGUUAUGGGGCAGGUUGAGGUGAAUCGUUUGCAUGGUGAGAACGCUUAAAUGGGUUGGAAAUAGAAAUCUUG
Molecule: messenger RNA, 2738 nt
Organism: Bactrocera dorsalis (oriental fruit fly)
Lineage: Eukaryota; Metazoa; Arthropoda; Insecta; Diptera; Tephritidae
Product: protein toll-like
Exons: 1
Coding region: 46-2715 (889 amino acids)
Biological process (GO): immune response; toll-like receptor signaling pathway
Cellular component (GO): membrane
Molecular function (GO): protein binding; transmembrane signaling receptor activity
Source: RefSeq, a predicted model, not a curated record